AUGGUCCUGCCAAGAUCCAUGUGGCUGAACUGUGCCUGGAAAGCAGGGAUGGCACAUCUUGUACUGCGGGCAUUGGACACCACACUGACCCUGUGCAUCAUUGGUUGUUUGCUUCAGGCCUCUGCCGUGUCCUCACAAAAAUUGGAUGAUGCUGACCCACUGGUGAUGACCAACUUUGGCAAAAUAAGAGGGGUUAAGAAGGAACUCAAUAACGAAAUCCUGGGGCCUGUGAUUCAGUUUCUUGGGGUUCCAUAUGCAGCCCCACCCACAGGGGAACGCCGUUUUCAGCCUCCCGAGCCCCCAUCCUCUUGGUCAGACACCAGAAAUGCCACUCAGUUUGCUCCUGUUUGUCCGCAGAACAUUAUUGAUGGCAGGUUGCCAGAAGUCAUGCUCCCUGUUUGGUUUACUAAUAAUUUGGAUGUAGUUUCUUCCUACGUACAAGAUCAGAGUGAAGACUGCCUCUAUUUAAAUAUCUAUGUCCCAACAGAGGAUGUAAAAAGAAUAUCCAAGGAAUGUACAAGAAAACCCGGCAAGAAAAUUUGUAGAAAAGGAGGUCCCCUUACAAAGAAACAGACAGAUGAUUUAGGGGAUAAUGACGGAGCUGAAGAUGAAGAUAUUCGGGACAGUGGGGGCCCCAAACCUGUGAUGGUGUACAUUCAUGGUGGCUCCUACAUGGAAGGCACAGGGAAUUUGUAUGACGGCAGUGUCCUGGCAAGUUAUGGGAAUGUGAUAGUCAUCACAGUCAACUAUCGGCUGGGGGUACUUGGUUUCUUGAGUACUGGAGAUCAAGCAGCGAAAGGGAAUUAUGGACUCCUUGAUCUAAUACAGGCUCUAAGAUGGACUAGUGAAAACAUUGGAUUCUUUGGUGGUGACCCUUUGAGAAUCACCGUUUUUGGAUCUGGCGCUGGGGGGUCAUGUGUCAACCUGCUGACUUUAUCCCAUUAUUCUGAAGGACUCUUUCAACGGGCAAUAGCUCAGAGUGGAACAGCCCUCUCCAGCUGGGCUGUUAGCUUCCAGCCUGCAAAAUAUGCCAGGAUGUUGGCUACAAAAGUUGGCUGCAACAUGUCUGAUACUGUAGAGCUAGUUGAAUGUCUACAGAAGAAGCCUUAUAAAGAACUUAUUGACCAAGAUAUCCAACCAGCUCGAUACCACAUAGCCUUCGGACCAGUAAUUGAUGGUGAUGUAAUACCAGAUGACCCUCAAAUAUUGAUGGAACAAGGGGAAUUUCUCAACUAUGAUAUAAUGUUGGGUGUUAAUCAAGGGGAAGGGUUAAAAUUUGUUGAAAAUAUAGUAGAUAGUGAAGAUGGGAUUUCAGCUAGUGAUUUUGACUUUGCUGUCUCCAAUUUUGUUGAUAAUUUAUAUGGAUACCCUGAAGGCAAAGACGUUUUGAGGGAAACUAUAAAAUUUAUGUAUACAGACUGGGCAGACCGACAUAAUCCUGAGACUAGACGCAAGACGCUAUUGGCUUUAUUUACUGACCAUCAGUGGGUGGCACCAGCAGUGGCUACAGCAGACCUUCAUUCAAACUUUGGUUCACCUACAUACUUCUAUGCCUUCUACCAUCAUUGCCAAACAGAUCAAGUCCCAGCUUGGGCUGAUGCAGCUCAUGGAGAUGAGGUUCCUUAUGUGUUGGGAAUUCCCAUGAUUGGUCCUACAGAGUUAUUCCCUUGUAAUUUCUCAAAAAAUGAUGUGAUGCUGAGUGCAGUAGUGAUGACUUAUUGGACAAAUUUUGCUAAAACUGGUGAUCCAAAUCAACCAGUCCCUCAAGACACAAAAUUUAUCCACACAAAACCCAACCGUUUUGAAGAAGUAGCAUGGACCAGAUAUUCACAGAAAGAUCAACUCUAUCUCCAUAUUGGAUUAAAACCAAGAGUAAAAGAGCAUUACAGGGCCAAUAAGGUGAACCUCUGGCUGGAGCUGGUACCUCAUCUGCACAAUCUCAAUGAUAUUUCUCAGUAUACCUCUACUACAACUAAAGUGCCCUCAACUGAUAUUACCUUCAGGCCAACAAGGAAAAAUUCUGUACCUGUCACAUCAGCCUUUCCUACAGCCAAGCAAGAUGAUCCCAAGCAGCAACCCAGUCCAUUUUCCGUUGAUCAACGGGACUACUCCACAGAGUUGAGUGUGACCAUCGCAGUUGGGGCAUCUUUGUUAUUUCUAAACAUCUUGGCCUUUGCCGCUCUCUACUACAAGAAGGAUAAGAGGAGACAUGAUGUUCACAGGAGAUGUAGCCCUCAACGUACAACAACCAAUGACCUUACCCACGCACAAGAAGAGGAGAUAAUGUCCCUCCAAAUGAAGCACACAGACUUGGAUCAUGAAUGUGAGUCUAUCCAUCCACAUGAGGUGGUUCUCCGGACCGCCUGUCCCCCAGACUACACGCUAGCUAUGAGGAGGUCUCCUGACGAUGUUCCCUUAAUGACCCCCAACACCAUUACAAUGAUUCCCAACACUAUACCAGGAAUCCAGCCCUUACACACGUUCAAUACAUUUACUGGAGGACAGAACAAUACUCUGCCCCAUCCCCACCCCCACCCCCACUCACAUUCAACAACCAGGGUAUAG
Molecule: messenger RNA, 2565 nt
Organism: Vombatus ursinus (common wombat)
Lineage: Eukaryota; Metazoa; Chordata; Mammalia; Diprotodontia; Vombatidae
Gene: NLGN1
Product: neuroligin 1
Exons: 7
Coding region: 1-2565 (854 amino acids)
Biological process (GO): neuron cell-cell adhesion; synaptic vesicle endocytosis; modulation of chemical synaptic transmission
Cellular component (GO): postsynaptic specialization membrane; synapse; cell surface
Molecular function (GO): signaling receptor activity; neurexin family protein binding
Source: RefSeq, a predicted model, not a curated record